Trifolium pratense (red clover) is the source of this 1502-nucleotide messenger RNA. RefSeq names its product RHOMBOID-like protein 5. Bases 144 to 1142 code for a protein of 332 amino acids. Gene Ontology annotation, biological process: proteolysis. The record is from RefSeq and is a predicted model, not a curated record. Gene Ontology annotation, cellular component: membrane. Gene Ontology annotation, molecular function: serine-type endopeptidase activity. NCBI's taxonomy places the organism in Eukaryota, Viridiplantae, Streptophyta, Magnoliopsida, Fabales, Fabaceae. The transcript has 5 exons.
UAAUUUAACUGAUAUCCAACCCAAAGAAGGGAGGAUUCGUUCAUUCCUCCAUUCCUAUGCAUUGGCAAUUGGCAACAAAACAACCUAUUUCUGUUUAUGUGUCUUUUGUCUGUGCAUGUUUGUUACAAUCAUCAUAACCUCCCAUGGGGAAAAAGCCGUUCUCCUCCGACAUUGAGGCGGCUCGUUAUCCCCCGCCACCACCGCCUUCUUUCUACAUGCAACAGCCAAGGCAAUGGUUCUCAUGGUUGGUGCCACUCAUUUUUAUAGCCAAUAUUGCUAUGUUUGUGUAUAGUAUGUAUGUCAAUGAUUGUCCUGCCUAUUUGAAUGAAGAUGUUUGCCUUUUCUAUGAAUAUUUGGGAAGAUACUCUUUUCAACCUUUCAAUGAAAACCCUCUCCUCGGCCCUUCCGUCCGCACGUUGAGGCUAUUAGGAGCACUUGAAAAGGAUCUUGUGGUGGGUGAAAAUGAAGCAUGGAGGUUCUUUACUUGCAUGUUUCUUCAUGCAGGAGUUAUACAUGUACUUGCCAAUAUGUUUAGUCUUUUAUUCAUAGGAGUUCGCCUUGAGAACGAAUUUGGAUUUCACAAAAUUGGAAUAUUAUAUCUGCUUUCUGGUUUUGGUGGAAGUUUGUUAUCAAUUUUGCAUUUGAGAGAUGCAACAGUACCAAAUACCAUAUCAGUUGGCGCAUCAGGUGCACUUUUCGGACUUUUGGGAGCCAUGCUUUCCGAGCUUCUAACCAAUUGGACUAUCUAUUUAAAUAAGAGAGAUUUGAAACCGUGUUUUCUUCUGCAGUGUGCAGCUCUUACAAGUCUUCUGCUCAUUAUUGGCCUAAAUUUGGCUGUUGGAUUUCUGCCUCAUGUGGACAAUUCAGCUCAUAUAGGAGGAUUCCUUGCAGGGUUUUUCCUUGGUUUUGUUAUUUUAAUCCGCCCGCAAUAUGGUUAUGUGAACAAAAAAUAUGUACCGCCAGGACAUGAUUCAAAACGAAAAUCCAAGUAUAAAGGCUAUCAGUAUUUCUUCCUGAUCUUGUCAGUCAUUGUGUUACUUUGCGGAUAUGCAUAUGGCUUAACUACACUUUACAUAGGAAAUCCAGAUGAAGAGAUACUUUCCUUCUUAAGGAAAAUAACCCAGUUGAGUGAUUCAGGCUGAUCUUCAAGUUUUCAUGUACAAUCCAAAAUUGCAGUUUUCAUGUUAUAAAGGACCCUCCAAUUCUUUUGAUCAAUACAUGCACAUGAUCGCGAAUGCUUCUCUGAAUACUGGUUUGUACACUAUAUCCAGAAGAUGGUAUCAUCAACUAUACAUGUAUCUAUUUGGCUGUUUAUAUGGAUAUAGGAAAUUCCUAGUCUUUUGGUUCAAAAAAUGUUAUGUAGAUCCAUCAGCAAAGAAUAUUAUAUUUAUUCAUUUUUCGGUAGAAUGAAUAGUUCAUCUACUAGGGACAAGAGUUGAGGCUUUGGUUACAUUUAUUUAUUUGUCAAUGCAGAAAUAUAGAAAUUUAUUGGCAUGUUUUCU